GCUGAAAGUUUUCAUUCACAAGUCCUUUCCUCUUUCAAAAUGAUCACAGCUCAACCAAACACCAAAACCCCAAUUCUAAUUUCUAUUUCUCUUUUUGCUCUUCUUUUCCUCAGUCAUCACUCCUCUUCCCAGAAGCACUGCCCAAACUGUGGCAGCAUGCAAGUUCCUUAUCCUCUAAGCACAAAUCCCAACUGUGGCAAUCCUGAUUAUUCUCUCCACUGCGAUCCCCACUCUCACAAACUCUACUUUGAUGGCCUCAAUGGAAGUUCUUACCUUGUCCUUAGAAUCACAGCUUCUUUCCAACGAAUGGUAAUACAACCAGCACCAUGGCUGCCUGGUACUGCUUGUGUCACCCAAGACAUGCCAACGAGCGAGGGCUUUUGGUUAAAUCAGUCACUCCCAUUUAAUGUUACCUCAUCCAACACAAUCUUCCUCUUCAACUGCUCACCCCGCCUCAUUGUGUCUCCUCUCAAUUGCACGGGCUCUAGUCUUUGCAACCAAUACCUGCAGAGCUCAGGCAACGUAGAUGGACAGCGUGCAGCUCAGUGUGCAAGUGCCGUAAACCCUUGUUGCACAUUUGUUGCAGGUGGUAUGCCUUCGGCGUACAAGAUUCGGCUUCGCAGUUCAGGCUGCAGGGCAUUCAGAAGCAUCCUUAAUUUGGAUACACAAAAACCAGCGAAUCAGUGGGAAGAAGGUUUGGAAAUCCAAUGGGCUCCUCCGCCUGAACCUGUGUGCAAAACUCAGCUUGAUUGCAAUGGAGCUUCUAAGUGUUCCCCUGCUGCCAGCGACAACGGCCUCUUUCGUUGCCUCUGUAACAGAGGCUACUACUGGGACCAUCACUUCGGAACUUGCACGAAAGAGAAGCAAAACUCUAAAACUGGCCUUAGAUUCAAGAUCUCAAUUGGGGUUGUCUCUUUUUUCUCUCUUGCCGUAGCAAUGGCCGUGAUUACAGUGAGGAAACACAAGAAGAUCUCGAAUCAAGCAAAGCUCGCCAAGGCAAGAGAGGAAAUGCUAAAAUCGAGCAAUGGUGGGAAACCCGCGAGGAUGUUUAGCCUAAAAGAGGUACAGAAAGCAACCAAUGGGUUUUCCAAAGACAGAAUUUUGGGCAGUGGCGCGUUUGGAGAAGUUUACAAAGGUGUGCUUCAAGAUGCCACAAUGGUUGCAGUGAAGUCUGCUAAGGUGGGCAGCAUAAAGAGCACACAGCAAGUGCUCAAUGAAGUUGGGAUACUUUCUCAAGUCAAUCACAAGAACUUGGUUAGACUGUUAGGCUGUUGUGUGGAAGCAGAGCAGCCAUUGCUGAUCUCUGAAUACAUUUCGAAUGGGACACUCCAUGAUCGCUUACACAGCAAGCUCUCUACCUUUCUGGAUUGGAAGAAACGGCUGAAGAUUGCUUUACAGACCUCAGAAGCAUUGGCUUAUCUGCACUCUGCAGCUUACACUCCCGUAUACCACAGAGAUGUCAAGUCCACUAACAUAUUGCUCGAUAACGACUUCAACGCAAAAGUAGCCGAUUUCGGGCUAUCUCGACUGGCUCAACCGGGGCUGAGUCAUGUGUCAACAUGUGCUCAGGGGACAGUGGGAUACUUGGAUCCCGAGUACUAUCGAAACUACCAGUUGACAGACAAGAGCGAUGUUUACAGCUAUGGGGUCGUGUUGCUUGAACUUGUGACUUCCCAGAAGGCAAUCGACUUUUCGCGAGCUGAAGAUGAUGUUAACCUGGCCAUUUAUGUCAGCCAACGACUCGCAAAUGGCGGCGCUGUCAUGGAAGUUGUGGAUGGGUGUUUGCUGGAUGAGGAGGAACCUAAUUCUGGUGAGACAGCGUACUCCAUAGCGCUUGUGUUGGAGCUUGCACUUUUGUGCCUAAGGGAGAAGAAGGGGGAUCGGCCCAGCAUGAAGGAUGUGGUUCAGCAGCUCCAGCAUAUCAAUGAAAUUAUAAAUCAGAAAGAGGCUUUGAAUGUGCUUUGAGUCUUAUAGGCAUCGUCUGCAACUACUUUCCAAAGUAGUGCUGAAUUUGAUAAGUGAUGUUUGAUUGUCUUAAAAUAAAUGGUAUUUGGCUCCUUAUUAUUUUUAAA
Messenger RNA from Malania oleifera, 2072 nucleotides. RefSeq names its product wall-associated receptor kinase-like 20. The record is from RefSeq and is a predicted model, not a curated record. Gene Ontology annotation, biological process: protein phosphorylation. The transcript has a single exon. Lineage: Eukaryota; Viridiplantae; Streptophyta; Magnoliopsida; Santalales; Ximeniaceae. Gene Ontology annotation, molecular function: protein kinase activity; ATP binding; polysaccharide binding. Bases 40 to 1965 code for a protein of 641 amino acids.